This is a messenger RNA of Cylicostephanus goldi, 953 nucleotides long. The record is from the annotation of a GenBank genome assembly. NCBI's taxonomy places the organism in Eukaryota, Metazoa, Nematoda, Chromadorea, Rhabditida, Strongylidae.
AUGUCCAUAGCAGAAGGCGAAGUAAAAUGGGCCGAAAUUUUGACAUGUUGGACCCACCUAACAGAAGACGUUUUGAUGAUGUUAGACCGCGAGUACGAUGGAAAGAUGAUAUCCGAAAGCACUGCCAUAACUUCAAGCCUAAUAGUAUGGCAAGAACAAAGAAGGAACUAUGGGUUCACAGCAGCAUCCUUCGCCGCAGUCUGGUCUGAGAAGCGAUUUGGUAUUGACAUUAUGGAGCGGUUGGCGAUGGUGCCAGCUACUUUGGUUCGUGCUCAAUUAGCAGCUAUCGAAGCUGCGCUGAAGGAGGCUGUGGAGAAUUCGUUGCCGCGUGUGGUCGUAAUUACCGACUCGCAAGUUUUUAUGCACAACUGGAAGAAUAAGUGGUCAAAAGCGAAUGGUACACCGUGCUCCAAUAAGUUUCUAUAUGACCGGAUUCGAGAUCUAGUCCAAGAAGGAACAGAAGUAGUUCGCUUUCGCUUUGAGAUUCCCAGAAAAGACAGCUCCGAAUGGUUGUCUGCAAUCGAUAAGUGUUUUGAAUCGAUUGAUUUGCCAAUUGUUGGCAAAGACCGAUCGGAGUAUGAUAGAAACAUAUCCGAAAUACUAGUUGAUGAGAAGUUUCUGCGUGACCCACGUGUGAAAGUGAGGAUAUUCAAGAGAGGUACAGACUUCCACAGUGGUGUUGUCUGGGAAGAAGAUAGUAAAUCAACAGAAUGCUUUGUAAAAGAGGAGAAGAGGGUCUACCACUAUCUCCUGGAUGUUCUUGAAAGGGCUGCUUCGGAAGGUAUUCGCGAUCUCAGAAUUCGAACUGAUUCUGCCAGGUUAGUGUUGUCAGCAGAGAACUGGCUUCCGAUAUGGCACCGUAAUGGCUGGCGAAACUCGCUGCAUAAACCGAUUGCAGACGCAGCUUUAUGGAAGAAGAUUUGGAGUUUGAAGAAGAAAGUGAAGGUUUGAUG